AUGGCAGUAAUUGCAAUCGGAUUGCGCGCUGCACCGCAAGUUAUCCUAAUUACCCGCUAUGCUAUUCCUAUUCUACUCAAUGCCGUCGUCUUAUUUGGUCUCGCUAGAGUGUAUAUCUCCCCCCCAGAUCCACAGCCAUCUCGAAAGAGAUACAGACGUGUGUGGUUAUUCGUAAUUACGCAAUCUGUACUAUUUACCUACUUUGCUGAUUUACUCGCGUCUUUUUUACACUUUUUUAUCUUCAAAUCUGUUUAUCGCAAUCCAGUCAUAUACGAGCACUGGCUGGCACUCGUCGUGCAUUGCAUCGGUGCUUCUGCAGCAUAUGCUUUUGGUUCCCUUGCCAUUGCCUACGCGGUCCAGAAAAAUAAAAAUAUCUGCUCUUAUGUCCAAUCUUUCUACAUUAUAUCGGUAAUCCUCGAAUUGAGUCUUCUUAUUACGUGGAUUGACUAUCUUAAAUUUUAUUCUGAUACAAAGCAUCUCCCUGCAAUUGAAUAUGCACACAUCGCGAUUCAGUCAUUACGCGUCAUAUGUCUUGCUAUUGGAAGUGCGUUGCUUGUUUGCGGUGUUACUACUACCUUCGUCAGGUAUGACAGCCAUGGCAAUGCUGCGCCUGGUGAGAACUCUCCCUUGCUCAACGACUCUAUACAGUACGGUGCAACCAGCGAAGACACAACUGACACAACUGACACAACUAGUGACGAUGCUACGCACGACGCAAAGGACAAAUCUCCUUCUGCUGGCAUGGGUGCGUUCAUGAAACGUAUGUAUCAACUCGGUGAUGUCCUUUGGCCACGUGGUUCACCACGCCUACAAACACUUGCCUUCUUCUGUCUUGUUUUGUUACUUGUCGGUAGAUAUAUCAACCUUCUCGUUCCAAUUCAGUUGGGUAAAGUUGUCGAAGACCUCUCUUCCUACUCCUCGCCUUGGAAGCACUUGAUCAUUUAUAUCGCUCUUCGAUUCUUCCAAGGCUCCGGAGGCCUUUUGCAAGUAGUCCAGAACAUCGCUUGGAUUCCUAUAACACAGUGGACAGACCGGAACAUGUCUACUCACUGUUUCACCCAUCUCCUCAAUCUUAGCCUGGCGUUCCACACGCACAGGAAGACUGGUGAGAUUCUGCGUAUUCUCGACAAGGGGCAAGCUUUGAACAACUUCUUCCAAAUGCUUCUAUUUUCUAUCUUCCCCACUGUCGCCGAUAUCUGUGUCGCUCUCGGCUACUUCUAUUUCAAAUUCGGUGGGGUGUUGUCGCUCAUCAUCGCGUCUGUCAUGUUCCUCUAUGGGUAUAUAUCGGUGCUUAUCACACGCUGGCGCACAGCGCAGCGUCGCGACUACGUCGCUAAGGACAAUAUAACAAGGGCGAUCUACACGGACGCAUUGCUCAACUACGACACGAUCAAGUAUUUCACAGCCGAAGCGCAUGAAAUCAGUCGCUACACUACCGCUUUCAAGAAUUUCCAAGCGGUGGAGAAAAAGGUGAUAGCGUCGCUGUAUCUUUUGAACAUGGCACAGAACGUUAUUAUUGUCUCGGGUAUAGCAGCGGGUACGGCAGUGGUUUGUGCGGGAGUAGCGCAAGGACGAUCUGAUGCAGCAGAGCUGGUAGUGUUCUUAACUUUCCUCCAGCAGCUAUACGUGCCUUUGAACAAUCUCGGGAUGAUUUACCGUUCGAUUAAUACGAGUCUAGUUGAUAGUGAGAAGCUAAUGCAACUGCUUAGCGAGCACACUGAUAUCAACGACAAGCCUAACGCAGUAGCUUUCCACACUCGUCAACCACUCAUCAAAUUCGAUAGGGUUGGGUUCAGGUAUGAUAGUUCUGGAUACGCACUCGAUAACUUGUCGUUCCAAGUGCCUACAGGUCAGACAGUUGCUCUGGUGGGUGAAAGUGGUAGUGGUAAAAGCACUAUUCUGCGUCUUCUCUACCGCUUCUACGACGUCGACGCGGGUUCUAUCACUAUCAACGGGGUAGACUUGCGCGAUAUGCAGCAACAUGCUCUACGUCGUCUCAUAGCCAUCAUACCGCAAGAUUGCGCCCUCUUCAACGAAUCCAUCGCGUUUAAUUUGAAAUACGGCAAGGAUGAUGCUACAGAUGCGGAGAUAGUAUCGGCUGCGAAAGCGGCGCAGAUGCACGAGCGCAUUCUCUCCUUCCAAGACGGGUACGAUACGCGCGUCGGUGAGCGAGGCGUAAGAUUGAGUGGUGGGGAGAAACAGCGCAUUGCAAUAGCACGCGCUCUCCUCAAAGACGCUCCUAUACUGUGUCUAGAUGAGGCUACGUCGGCUCUCGAUACUAAUACAGAGCGCGAGAUCCAGGCUGCAUUCAACGAGCUCAGUCAGGGUCGCACUACUAUCAUUAUCGCUCAUAGACUCUCCACUAUCGCUAAAUCCGACCUCAUCCUCUUUGUGCAGGACGGUCGCGUCGUUGAGAGCGGUUCGCACUCUCACCUUCUCAGCCUUAACGGCAUGUUUGCGACCAUGUGGAAGAAACAGGUAGAGGGUGAGACUGAAGAUGGCGAUCAUCUUCCUAAGCUCCUCAAGGACUGCAGCUACUGCAGUGGCGUUAAGUGCUCGAGAUGCUCCAAUUGCGGCAAGUGCACAAGCAAGAAAUGCACCUGCGCUAAGAAAGGUAACGAGGACGACCAUUCAUCGUCAGAUUCAGACUCAGGAUCAGAUGAAGAUGAUGAUGAAGAAAAAGACACACGCAAACCCACCCAGCGUCACCAGGAAAAGGUCGAUGAAAAGGGGAAGCAGCCUGCUGACAGAGACUACAGGGAAUACAAACGCACCUACAAUGGCAAAGUCACUGGCAAGAUUGAUGGUGAGUUUGAUUAUAGUUUGAAAUUCUCAACCAAGCUUAUAGACGUUUUAGAAUCUCCUAAGGUCGACAAGAAGCAACCAGACGUCAAGCAAUCUCGUGAGGACCAUGGCAAGGUUGACGGGAACUUCAAAAAGGUUGAUCAGCCACACGUCGAUGUGAAGCAACCAGACGUCAAGCAAUCUCGUGAGGACCAUGGCAAGGUUGACGGGAACUUCAAAAAGGUUGAUCAGCCACACGUCGAUGUGAAGCAACCAGACGUCAAGCAAUCUCGUGAGGACCAUGGCAAGGUUGACGGGAACUUCAAAAAGGUUGAUCAGCCACACGUCGAUGUGAAGCAACCAGACGUCAAGCAAUCUCGUGAGGACCAUGGCAAGGUUGACGGGAACUUCAAAAAGGUUGAUCAGCCACACGUCGAUGUGAAGCAACCAGACGUCAAGCAAUCUCGUGAGGACCAUGGCAAGGUUGACGGGAACUUCAAAAAGGUUGAUCAGCCACACGUCGAUGUGAAGCAACCAGACGUCAAGCAAUCUCGUGAGGACCAUGGCAAGGUUGACGGGAACUUCAAAAAGGUUGAUCAGCCACACGUCGAUGUGAAGCAACCAGACGUCAAGCAAUCUCGUGAGGACCAUGGCAAGGUUGACGGGAACUUCAAAAAGGUUGAUCAGCCACACGUCGAUGUGAAGCAACCAGACGUCAAGCAAUCUCGUGAGGACCAUGGCAAGGUUGACGGGAACUUCAAAAAGGUUGAUCAGCCACACGUCGAUGUGAAGCAACCAGACGUCAAGCAAUCUCGUGAGGACCAUGGCAAGGUUGACGGGAACUUCAAAAAGGUUGAUCAGCCACACGUCGAUGUGAAGCAACCAGACGUCAAGCAAUCUCGUGAGGACCAUGGCAAGGUUGACGGGAACUUCAAAAAGGUUGAUCAGCCACACGUCGAUGUGAAGCAACCAGACGUCAAGCAAUCUCGUGAGGACCAUGGCAAGGUUGACGGGAACUUCAAAAAGGUUGAUCAGCCACACGUCGAUGUGAAGCAACCAGACGUCAAGCAACCUCGUGAGGACCAUGGCAAGAUUGACUGGUCUUUCAAGAGGGUUCAUCUGCCAAACCUGGACGUGAAACAACCACUUUUCGAGCUUCCUGGUCAUUAUGGUAGUAUAUUCAACGGUGUUUCUGUCUUCGGUGGUAAUUUUUUGAUCGAGUCACUUGACUGGUUUAGCUUUGUUUCUGAUAAGCCUGACGCCAUCACGUUCGAUACUCGCCAACCUGUCAUUAAAUUCGAUAAUGUCGUUUUCAGCUACGACUCUGACAAUGCACUGCAAGGCUUAUCGUUUGAAGUUCCCACUGGCAAGACCAUUACGCUCUUCAGUGACGGUGACAGUGGAAAUAAUACGAUAUUAGACUUGCUUUAUCGCUUCCACGAUGUCGGCAAAGGUUCUAUCAGCAUUAAUGGUAUUGAUGUCAGAGACAUGAAGCUUCAGUCACUCAGAAAACACAUUGCCAUCAUCUCGCAAGUUUGCCCAUUAUUCAACGAGACCUUCACCUUCAACUUAAAGUAUGGUAACGAAAGCGCUACUAAGGAAGAGAUCGUAAGCGCCUGUAAAGUUGCUAAGUUACACGACAAGGUACUUUCAUUCCAAUACGGCUACGAUACCAGAAUCGGUGAUGAAGGUAUCACAUUGAACGGUGGUGAUAAAUUGCGUAUAGCCAUAGCUAGAGCAUUGUUGAAAGAUGCACCAAUCUUCUGCUUCGAUGUGACUAGCUUGGAGUUGGAUGAUGACACCGAGAAGGAGAUCCAAGCUUUGUUUGCGGAGUUGAGCGUAACUAGAACGACAAUUAUUAUCUCGAACAGGAUCUCAACAAUCACCAAGUCAGAUGUGAUAUUCUACAUUCAAGGCGGUAAGGUUAUUGAGAGCGGUACAGAAUCUCAGCUUCUCAAUUCGAAUGGUUUAUUCGCUAGGAUGUGGACAAAGCUGGUAGGUGGUACAGAAGACAAGUCGAAGGUCGACAAGAAGCAACCAAACGUCAAGCAAUCGCGUGAGGACCAUGGCAAGGUUGACGUGAACUACAAAAAGGUUGAUCAGCCACACGUCGAUGUGAAGCAACCAGACGUCAAGCAAUCGCGUGAGGACCAUGGCAAGGUUGACGUGAACUACAAAAAGGUUGAUCAGCCACACGUCGAUGUGAAGCAACCAGACGUCAAGCAAUCGCGUGAGGACCAUGGCAAGGUUGACGUGAACUACAAAAAGGUUGAUCAGCCACACGUCGAUGUGAAGCAACCAGACGUCAAGCAAUCGCGUGAGGACCAUGGCAAGGUUGACGUGAACUACAAAAAGGUUGAUCAGCCACACGUCGAUGUGAAGCAACCAGACGUCAAGCAAUCGCGUGAGGACCAUGGCAAGGUUGACGUGAACUACAAAAAGGUUGAUCAGCCACACGUCGAUGUGAAGCAACCAGACGUCAAGCAAUCGCGUGAGGACCAUGGCAAGGUUGACGUGAACUACAAAAAGGUUGAUCAGCCACACGUCGAUGUGAAGCAACCAGACGUCAAGCAAUCUCGUGAGGACCAUGGCAAGAUUGACUGGUCUUUCAAGAGGGUUCAUCUGCCAAACCUGGACGUGAAACAACCACUUUUCGAGCUUCCUGGUCAUUAUGGUAGUAUAUUCAACGGUGUUUCUGUCUUCGGUGGUAAUUUUUUGAUCGAGUCACUUGACUGGUUUAGCUUUGUUUCUGAUAAGCCUGACGCCAUCACGUUCGAUACUCGCCAACCUGUCAUUAAAUUCGAUAAUGUCGUUUUCAGCUACGACUCUGACAAUGCACUGCAAGGCUUAUCGUUUGAAGUUCCCACUGGCAAGACCAUUACGCUCUUCAGUGACGGUGACAGUGGAAAUAAUACGAUAUUAGACUUGCUUUAUCGCUUCCACGAUGUCGGCAAAGGUUCUAUCAGCAUUAAUGGUAUUGAUGUCAGAGACAUGAAGCUUCAGUCACUCAGAAAACACAUUGCCAUCAUCUCGCAAGUUUGCCCAUUAUUCAACGAGACCUUCACCUUCAACUUAAAGUAUGGUAACGAAAGCGCUACUAAGGAAGAGAUCGUAAGCGCCUGUAAAGUUGCUAAGUUACACGACAAGGUACUUUCAUUCCAAUACGGCUACGAUACCAGAAUCGGUGAUGAAGGUAUCACAUUGAACGGUGGUGAUAAAUUGCGUAUAGCCAUAGCUAGAGCAUUGUUGAAAGAUGCACCAAUCUUCUGCUUCGAUGUGACUAGCUUGGAGUUGGAUGAUGACACCGAGAAGGAGAUCCAAGCUUUGUUUGCGGAGUUGAGCGUAACUAGAACGACAAUUAUUAUCUCGAACAGGAUCUCAACAAUCACCAAGUCAGAUGUGAUAUUCUACAUUCAAGGCGGUAAGGUUAUUGAGAGCGGUACAGAAUCUCAGCUUCUCAAUUCGAAUGGUUUAUUCGCUAGGAUGUGGACAAAGCUGGUAGGUGGUACAGAAGACAAGUCGAAGGUCGACAAGAAGCAACCAAACGUCAAGCAAUCGCGUGAGGACCAUGGCAAGGUUGACGUGAACUACAAAAAGGUUGACCAGCCACACGUCGAUGUGAAGCAACCAGACGUCAAGCAACCUCGUGAGGACCAUGGCAAGGUUGAUGGUGAGUUUAAUUAUAGUUUGAAAUUCUCAACCAAGCUUAUAGACGUUUUAGAAUCUCCUAAGGUCGACAAGAAGCAACCAGACGUCAAGCAAUCUCGUGAGGACCAUGGCAAGGUUGACGGGAACUUCAAAAAGGUUGAUCAGCCACACGUCGAUGUGAAGCAACCAGACGUCAAGCAAUCUCGUGAGGACCAUGGCAAGGUUGACGGGAACUUCAAAAAGGUUGAUCAGCCACACGUCGAUGUGAAGCAACCAGACGUCAAGCAAUCUCGUGAGGACCAUGGCAAGGUUGACGGGAACUUCAAAAAGGUUGAUCAGCCACACGUCGAUGUGAAGCAACCAGACGUCAAGCAAUCUCGUGAGGACCAUGGCAAGGUUGACGGGAACUUCAAAAAGGUUGAUCAGCCACACGUCGAUGUGAAGCAACCAGACGUCAAGCAAUCUCGUGAGGACCAUGGCAAGGUUGACGGGAACUUCAAAAAGGUUGAUCAGCCACACGUCGAUGUGAAGCAACCAGACGUCAAGCAAUCUCGUGAGGACCAUGGCAAGGUUGACGGGAACUUCAAAAAGGUUGAUCAGCCACACGUCGAUGUGAAGCAACCAGACGUCAAGCAAUCUCGUGAGGACCAUGGCAAGGUUGACGGGAACUUCAAAAAGGUUGAUCAGCCACACGUCGAUGUGAAGCAACCAGACGUCAAGCAAUCUCGUGAGGACCAUGGCAAGGUUGACGGGAACUUCAAAAAGGUUGAUCAGCCACACGUCGAUGUGAAGCAACCAGACGUCAAGCAAUCUCGUGAGGACCAUGGCAAGGUUGACGGGAACUUCAAAAAGGUUGAUCAGCCACACGUCGAUGUGAAGCAACCAGACGUCAAGCAAUCUCGUGAGGACCAUGGCAAGGUUGACGGGAACUUCAAAAAGGUUGAUCAGCCACACGUCGAUGUGAAGCAACCAGACGUCAAGCAAUCUCGUGAGGACCAUGGCAAGGUUGACGGGAACUUCAAAAAGGUUGAUCAGCCACACGUCGAUGUGAAGCAACCAGACGUCAAGCAACCUCGUGAGGACCAUGGCAAGAUUGACUGGUCUUUCAAGAGGGUUCAUCUGCCAAACCUGGACGUGAAACAACCACUUUUCGAGCUUCCUGGUCAUUAUGGUAGUAUAUUCAACGGUGUUUCUGUCUUCGGUGGUAAUUUUUUGAUCGAGUCACUUGACUGGUUUAGCUUUGUUUCUGAUAAGCCUGACGCCAUCACGUUCGAUACUCGCCAACCUGUCAUUAAAUUCGAUAAUGUCGUUUUCAGCUACGACUCUGACAAUGCACUGCAAGGCUUAUCGUUUGAAGUUCCCACUGGCAAGACCAUUACGCUCUUCAGUGACGGUGACAGUGGAAAUAAUACGAUAUUAGACUUGCUUUAUCGCUUCCACGAUGUCGGCAAAGGUUCUAUCAGCAUUAAUGGUAUUGAUGUCAGAGACAUGAAGCUUCAGUCACUCAGAAAACACAUUGCCAUCAUCUCGCAAGUUUGCCCAUUAUUCAACGAGACCUUCACCUUCAACUUAAAGUAUGGUAACGAAAGCGCUACUAAGGAAGAGAUCGUAAGCGCCUGUAAAGUUGCUAAGUUACACGACAAGGUACUUUCAUUCCAAUACGGCUACGAUACCAGAAUCGGUGAUGAAGGUAUCACAUUGAACGGUGGUGAUAAAUUGCGUAUAGCCAUAGCUAGAGCAUUGUUGAAAGAUGCACCAAUCUUCUGCUUCGAUGUGACUAGCUUGGAGUUGGAUGAUGACACCGAGAAGGAGAUCCAAGCUUUGUUUGCGGAGUUGAGCGUAACUAGAACGACAAUUAUUAUCUCGAACAGGAUCUCAACAAUCACCAAGUCAGAUGUGAUAUUCUACAUUCAAGGCGGUAAGGUUAUUGAGAGCGGUACAGAAUCUCAGCUUCUCAAUUCGAAUGGUUUAUUCGCUACGAUGUGGACAAAACUGGUACGUAGCCAGGAGAAGCAUAUUGGCGGCAAAGACCCAAAGGGACCUUCCCAAGAUCAUCAGGUCGUAAAUGAUCAAGUUGGAACGCGUUGGAGUACUUACAGUGAUGUUUUACUUGGGUCAUCAACGUCUGAUGUGCAAGCCAACCUGAAGCAUUUAGGUGAUGACGUCGAAGGGCCGUUGGAAGAUGAAGAAGACAGCGAUUCAGACAGGACCAUUAAGAAUGCUUCAGAUGAUUCUUCUUCUGACUCGUCGAAUUCUCCUCAACGCCGUCCUAAGUUGCUAGAGGGUGAAGGGACGAACCUUCAAGAUGAGGAUAACGACAGCGAUUCUGACAAAACCGUCAAAAAUAUUUCAGAUGAUUCUUCCUCAUCUGACGAGUCAGAUGGUCCUCCAGGUGAUCCAAAGCAGGCAGAGACCGAAGCCCGUAACGAAUCUUCUAAACAGGACCAGUCACAGCCAGAUGUCGAGUACCCUUCCAAGUUUGAUAGUAUUUUCAACGGUGUUUCUGUCUUCGGUGGUAAUUUUUUGAUCGAGUCACUUGACUGGUUUAGCUUUGUUUCUGAUAAGCCUGACGCCAUCACGUUCGAUACUCGCCAACCUGUCAUUAAAUUCGAUAAUGUCGUUUUCAGCUACGACUCUGACAAUGCACUGCAAGGCUUAUCGUUUGAAGUUCCCACUGGCAAGACCAUUACGCUCUUCAGUGACGGUGACAGUGGAAAUAAUACGAUAUUAGACUUGCUUUAUCGCUUCCACGAUGUCGGCAAAGGUUCUAUCAGCAUUAAUGGUAUUGAUGUCAGAGACAUGAAGCUUCAGUCACUCAGAAAACACAUUGCCAUCAUCUCGCAAGUUUGCCCAUUAUUCAACGAGACCUUCACCUUCAACUUAAAGUAUGGUAACGAAAGCGCUACUAAGGAAGAGAUCGUAAGCGCCUGUAAAGUUGCUAAGUUACACGACAAGGUACUUUCAUUCCAAUACGGCUACGAUACCAGAAUCGGUGAUGAAGGUAUCACAUUGAACGGUGGUGAUAAAUUGCGUAUAGCCAUAGCUAGAGCAUUGUUGAAAGAUGCACCAAUCUUCUGCUUCGAUGUGACUAGCUUGGAGUUGGAUGAUGACACCGAGAAGGAGAUCCAAGCUUUGUUUGCGGAGUUGAGCGUAACUAGAACGACAAUUAUUAUCUCGAACAGGAUCUCAACAAUCACCAAGUCAGAUGUGAUAUUCUACAUUCAAGGCGGUAAGGUUAUUGAGAGCGGUACAGAAUCUCAGCUUCUCAAUUCGAAUGGUUUAUUCGCUACGAUGUGGACAAAACUGGUACGUAGCCAGGAAAAGCAGUCGCAAGAACAGCAACAUGGCGAAGAAGCUCCACAUGCCCUAUCGACCCAUACAACAUCACGACAACUUCAAGAUCGACACAAUGUCAGAAAGUUUAAACUUAGAAACAAGCGCAAAAACCAAGGAAGAGCUUGGUAG
This is a messenger RNA of Wallemia ichthyophaga EXF-994, 9897 nucleotides long. RefSeq names its product Heavy metal tolerance protein. Gene Ontology annotation, biological process: transmembrane transport. The coding region runs from base 1 to 9897 and encodes 3298 amino acids. Gene Ontology annotation, molecular function: ABC-type transporter activity; ATP hydrolysis activity; ATP binding. Lineage: Eukaryota; Fungi; Basidiomycota; Wallemiomycetes; Wallemiales; Wallemiaceae. The record is from RefSeq and is a predicted model, not a curated record. Gene Ontology annotation, cellular component: membrane. The transcript has 4 exons.